AGUGCCCAAAACAUUCAUGAAUGUCCACAUACUCAGGCUGGGCAAUCGUGAAGCCUUCAAGCAGAUGACCUUCAACUUUUACAGAAAAGUUUGCGAACAUUUUACAGUGAAGUCUCAAGAUGUGACAGUUUGUCGAGAUUUUUAUUAUUCAGAUCUAGGUUUUACCACAAGCUCCACCUCUGUGAGAUUCCCGCUGGCUUGUGCCAUGCAGAAAUACUGUGCAGGUGUUGACACUUAGAUGCAAACUUCAGUGAAGCGCUAUUGGCAGAUAUUUUUCAAAGAGGAAGAUGCAUCUUACACUCAGUGUGCUCGUCCUGCUCGUGUUCUACCUGGAAAUUUCAAAUCAAACCAUUCUGAGAUUGCCAUGUGGACAUGUUUUUGCUGAUUUUAAAAUAUACGAAGUUGGAAAAGCACUGUCAGGAAGUGUCAUCCAAAUCACGACUGGAACAAAUGAAUUAGAUUGCAUUCAGUCAUGUACAGGGCACAAAAAUUGUCUCUCAUACAACGUCAACCCAGGGGAGAAGAAAUGCGAGCUCAAUAGCAAGACAAGGUACCACGAAGGUGCUGCGUUGGUAUCCAAACCAGGCUGGAUUUACAAAUCGACAGAUUACAACGAGACCUUGAUUGGCUCAACAUGCCAGGAACUGCAGCCGUGUCCUACUGAUAUGCUUUGCAAAGACACGUGCAAUUAUCCAUUCUAUGAAUGCAUUCUAUGCAAUCGAACAAUGCCUGAAAUGUUAUGUGCCCUGCAAAAAGCUGCAAAUGGGUGUGCCAGCAAUCCUUGCCUAAAAAAUGGAACAUGCAUGAAUACAGAUGACGUGUACGUGUGUAUUUGUAUCCCUGGCUACACUGGUAUCAACUGUGAAGCAGAGCUAAGUCCUUGUUACGUUUUGCCUUGCCUUCAUGGUGGAACAUGCAGAGAGAAGGGAAGAAAUUUUACUUGCACUUGUCUGCCGGGAUACACAGGACCAAUGUGUGAACAAGAUAUAGACGAGUGUCUGAGCAGCCCGUGUCAGAAUAAUGCAACAUGCGUUGAUAAAGUGUCUGGCUACAGCUGCAACUGUCUCCUUGGAUUUAAUGGUACACAUUGCGAAACAGAUAUAAACGAGUGUGCUAGCAAUCCAUGCCAAAACUCUGGCACUUGUGAAGAUAAAGUCAAUCAAUAUUCCUGCCAAUGUGUGCCAGGAUAUACAAGCACGCAUUGUGAAACCGAUGUCAAUGAGUGCUCAAGUAGCCCCUGCAAGACCGGUGCAACGUGUUUGAAUCAACUCAAUCGAUACAGCUGUCAGUGUGAGCCAGGCUACACAGGGACAAAUUGUUAUCAAGACAUUGAUGAGUGCGAAAGCAACCCAUGCCAAAAUGGGGCGACUUGCAGCAACAAGGUGAAUAGGUUUGAAUGCCAAUGCAAAGCUGGCUUUACUGGAGGCCUUUGUGAACAAGAAAUCAAUGAAUGUUCAAGCAAUCCAUGCAAGAAUGGGGGUACAUGUGUAGAUGGCACAAAUCAAUGGUCAUGUAAUUGUUCCUCUGGUUUUUCAGGGAAAGUUUGCUACCCAGAUUGUGGGCAAACCUUGACAGGAUCUUCAGGUGUAAUUGCAAGCAAGAACUUCCCUGAGUUGUAUCCACUGGAACACAAAUGCACUUGGAAGAUAGACGUGGGUACUGGCUUUAAAGUCAAGCUGGAAUUCCUUUCUUUCAAUGUUGAAGGGGGUACUUAUAACUGUUAUGACUACGUAAAGAUUACUCAAGGUUUGUCAAACUCUCAAAUUUUGUUGGAAUGCGGAACAGAUUUACCAGGUACAAUUACAUCGACAGAUUCAACUGUUCAGAUAGAGUUCUAUAGUGAUUUUACGGUAACGCGCAGGGGCUUCGAGUUGAUAUGGAGCAAGAUAUAAAGAAAAGGAACAGAAAAGCCCACAGGAAAACUUCAAGAUUUUUAAAAAAGAAGUCAAUAUUUGAAUCACAAAGAACAAAAGAAUGGACUUCCAAUUUAAAAACAAUUGUGGUGAAGACAAUACUUCAAACAGCUUUCAUGUAGAUAUAUAUUAAUAUAUAUAGAUUCAUUUAAAUUGAUAGAAUUUGCACAAAAAUCACCUAAUAAAUACCUACCAUUUAGAUAAAACCAUAGAAAUGACAAUGAAACUGGAUCAGAUGAAAUCGAUAAUUGCUAUAGAAAAUAUCUCUACUUGUUAACGCAGGUUCAGUAAAUGAUUAGAGUAAACUCUUAGAGAAAGACAAUCUUAUGUUUUCUGAAUUUUUUGCUCAACACAACUCAACGUACAUCGUGAAAAAUCUCUCUCUACGAAUCCUUAGCGCUCGAUUCAAUUUCCAGCUUUUAUAGAAGCGAACAAGGUACUAAAAUUUAUCUUAGCCAAUCACAAUCAAUUUUAACUACUACUCAAGCCAACAAAAAUUGAGAAUACGAUUGACGUAGUUAAUCCUAUUACAAUAGCUUGCUUCCAGAAAAUUCUGGCUGGAUCCUUAAUCUAUUGUCUCGGCCUCAAAGUGAGGCUUUUACGUAAAUUGCAUAGUUCCGUAGUUAUGUAACACAAGCAUACACAAGAAAAUAUAAACGUGUUGAUUUAAGAAUAAUAGAUUAAGAAUUUACUAGAAUACCGAAGAAAGCGCGAUGGGGAUUCUCCGACAAUUGCCAUUUCUUCGGUUAACCUUAAAUUGCAAGUAUAUGUUUAUGUAAAUAUGCUACUACUUUUGUAUACUUUUAUGCUAUUCAAAAUUUGAUGCACUUGAAAUGUAUUUGUUGCAAUAUUUACAUGAUCAAAUAGAAGCAAGAUCAAGAUUAUACAAAUAUUUUCAAAAAAUAAUCAUUACAGGAUUGCAGUUUUUUACCGAUCAGAAAAAUUUCUAGAGAAGUACGCUAUGCAGUCUCACUUGGAAGGUAAACAAAGUAUGUGUUGCAACCUCAUUCACAAGGUAUGUUGCAAGGUAUAUGAUGCAAUCUAAUGUCCAAGGUAAACAAAGUAUAUGAUGCAAUCUCAUUCACAAGGUAUGUUGCAAGGUAUAUGAUGCAAUCUCAUUCACAAGGUAUGUUGCAAGGUAUAUGAUGCAAUCUAAUGUCCAAGGUAAACAAAGUAUAUGAUGCAAUCUCAUUCACAAGGUAUGUUGCAAGGUAUAUGAUGCAAUCUCAUUCACAAGGUAUGUUGCAAGGUAUAUGAUGCAAUCUAAUGUCCAAGGUAAACAAAGUAUAUGAUGCAAUCUCAUUCACAAGGUAUGUUGCAAAGUAUAUGAUGCAAUCUUAUGUCCAAGGUAAACAAAGUAUAUGAUGCAAUCUCAUUUACAAGGUAUGUUGCAAAGUAUAUGAUGCAAUCUCACUUGCAAGGUAAACAAAGUAUAUAAUGCAAUCUCAUUCACAAGGUAUCUUGCAAGGUAUAUGAUGCAAUCUCAUUUGCAAGGUAAACAAAGUAUAUGAUGCAAUCUUAUGUCCAAGGUAAACAAAGUAUAUGAUGCAAUCUCAUUUACAAGGUAUGUUGCAAAGUAUAUGAUGCAAUCUCACUUGCAAGGUAAACAAAGUAUAUGAUGCAAUCUUAUAUCCAAGGUAAACAAAGUAUAUGAUGCAAUCUCAUUUACAAGGUAUGUUGCAAAGUAUAUGAUGCAAUCUCACUUGCAAGGUAAACAAAGUAUAUAAUGCAAUCUCAUUCACAAGGUAUCUUGCAAGGUAUAUGAUGCAAUCUCAUUUGCAAGGUAAACAAAGUAUAUGAUGCAAUCUCAUUCACAAGGUAUGUUGCAAGGUAUAUGAUGCAAUCUCAUUCACAAGGUAUGUUGCAAGGUAUAUGAUGCAAUCUAAUGUCCAAGGUAAACAAAGUAUAUGAUGCAAUCUCAUUCACAAGGUAUGUUGCAAGGUAUAUGAUGCAAUCUCAUUCACAAGGUAUGUUGCAAGGUAUAUGAUGCAAUCUAAUGUCCAAGGUAAACAAAGUAUAUGAUGCAAUCUCAUUCACAAGGUAUGUUGCAAAGUAUAUGAUGCAAUCUUAUGUCCAAGGUAAACAAAGUAUAUAAUGCAAUCUCAUUUACAAGGUAAACAAAGUAUGUGAUGCAAUCUCACUUGCAAGGUAAACAAAGUAUAUAAUGCAAUCUUAUGUCCAAGGUAAACAAAGUAUAUGAUGCAAUCUCAUUCACAAGGUAUGUUGCAAAGUAUAUGAUGCAAUCUUAUGUCCAAGGUAAACAAAGUAUAUGAUGCAAUCUUAUUCACAAGGUAUGUUGCAAAGUAUAUGAUGCAAUCUCAUUUACAAGGUAUGUUGCAAAGUAUAUGAUGCAAUCUUAUUUGCAAGGUAAACAAAGUAUAUAAUGCAAUCUCAUUCACAAGGUAUCUUGCAAGGUAUAUGAUGCAAUCUCAUUUGCAAGGUAAACAAAGUAUAUGAUGCAAUCUUAUGUCCAAGGUAAACAAAGUAUAUGAUGCAAUCUCAUUUACAAGGUAUGUUGCAAAGUAUAUGAUGCAAUCUCACUUGCAAGGUAAACAAAGUAUAUGAUGCAAUCUUAUGUCCAAGGUAAACAAAGU
This is a messenger RNA of Rhopilema esculentum, 4507 nucleotides long. The record is from RefSeq and is a predicted model, not a curated record. Lineage: Eukaryota; Metazoa; Cnidaria; Scyphozoa; Rhizostomeae; Rhizostomatidae.